AUGAACACGUCAAAGUUGUAUGUAUUUCAACGUACACCUGCCUGGGUCAUUCCUCGUAUCGAUCGACCUAUACAUGCAUGGGAAAAACGCCUCUUUAUGAUGUUUCCCAUUAUUCAAAAAUUCAUUCGAGGAAUCAUCUAUUGGAUAUAUGAAUCGACUGCACUUUCGUUUACUUACCGAUUACCAAUUCGACAUAUCUGUCAAGAAUUAAUCAAUUAUAAUCUUAUUAGACAAGUUAAAGAUGAAGAAUUAAGAAGGAAAUUGGCACCGUCAUUUGAUGUUGGUUGUAAACGAGUUUUAGUUAGCAAUGAUUGGUAUCCAACAUUGCAAAAGCCCAAUGUGUCGCUUGUUACUAGCCGAAUACGAGAAGUGACAUCGAAUUCAAUUGUUACUCAAGAUGGUAAUGAAUAUCCUGUUGAUAUUAUCGUUUGGUCAACUGGAUUUCAAGUGCACAAAAUUCCAUUUGAAAUUUUUGGCUCAAACGGUGUUGCACUUUCCGAACUAUGGGCAGAAAGUAUUCAGGCCUACCGUGGUACGACUAUGCCUAACUUUCCUAAUUUAUUUUUAAUCCUAGGUCCGAAUACAAGUUUUGGUUAUAAUACGACUGUAUUCAUGAUCGAAGCGCAAUUGAAUUAUAUUAUGGAAGCGCUUCUAUUCAUGCAAGAAAGUAGUGCAAGUUCCAUAUUGGUCAAGCAAAAUGUUUUUGAACAAUACAAUCAACAGUUACGAUCAAAACUGAAAAAUACAGUGUGGCAAUUGGGUGGCUGUCAUUCAUAUUACUACGAUGCUCAUGGGAAUAAUAUAGGAAAUUGGCCGGAUUUUACAUGGAUUUACUAUUUACUUAUGCGAAAUUUUGAUCAUAAAAAUUAUCAUAUUACAAAAACGUCAUAUGAUACAUCGUUUUAG
Molecule: messenger RNA, 906 nt
Organism: Rotaria sp. Silwood2
Lineage: Eukaryota; Metazoa; Rotifera; Eurotatoria; Philodinida; Philodinidae
Source: the annotation of a GenBank genome assembly